Owenia fusiformis is the source of this 2856-nucleotide messenger RNA. The record is from the annotation of a GenBank genome assembly. NCBI's taxonomy places the organism in Eukaryota, Metazoa, Annelida, Polychaeta, Sabellida, Oweniidae.
AAAAAAUUAUCAGAAAAUAUGCAUUUGUAUUUUUGGGCUAUAAAGAGUAUUGUAGAAAGAAUAUUAGCUAUCAUGUAACAUUGUAUAUGUUCUUAUUUAGCUACCUCACGAUUCCCAGUGCAGUUAAUCAAGCCUGAAAAGGAUUUUUAAACGAAACCGAAAGUGUUCACACACAUUGUUAAAAAGCUGUCUUAAAAGCUAAAAAUCAUGCAAAAAGUACAUCAUGGAGACAGUCUGUACCAGGAAUGUAUCUUUCAUGACUUAUAAUUAGAAUAAAAUUCAGUAUAGGUACUAUCAUUCGGUGUCAAACCCUAUAGUAAUGUACCGGAAAUGAAUUUGUUGAAAUUUCCAACGAGCCACCACGUUUCAAGAUGGCGAAAACCCAAGAAGCAAAUAUUCCAGCUUUAUGGGCUGAAUUACAGAAAUAUGGACAGAACCAAGACUGGGAAAGAUCCUUGAAAUUAUCUAACAAAAUUCUCCAAGAACUUCCAAGAGAUGAGACUGCAUUUCACUGUCGCAUUGUAUGCAUGAUCCAACUGGGACGCUUUGAUGGAGCUCUGAAGGCUAUGUACAAAGAAUCAAAACUAUCAGAGGGACUGUUGUUUGAACGAGCAUAUUGCCAGUACAGAUUGAACCAGUCAGUGGAAGCACUGAAGACUAUACACAGCAUUCAAGACCCUGAACCAAGGACAAAAGAACUCUUAGCUCAAGUGCUAUAUCGUCUGGAGAAGUAUGAUGAAUGCUUUAGUGUGUAUAAAGAUGUCAUCAAGAACUCUAAUGAUGAUUAUGAGACUGAAAGAGAGACAAAUCUCUCAGCUGUUUUGGCAGCUUUACAGAACUGGACUGGUCAAGAUGUGGAUGACCCAGGUUUGAAGGAGGAUACAUAUGAGCUCUGCUACAAUAAUGCUUGCCUUCUCUUGGGAAAGGGGAAGUAUAAGGAGGCUGAAGAAAAGCUGAGACAAGCUGAAGCGCUCUGUCGUGAAAGUUUUGAGGAUGAUCCAGAUGUGACAGAAGAUGAGAUAGAUGAGGAACUGGGGAUUGUAGUGGUACAGAGGGCCUACUGUCUACAGAUGAUGGGCAAGGAAGAAGAGGCUAUGAAGAUGUACAAUACUGUGGUGAAACAGAGACCAUCGGACAUGGGUCUCCUUGCUGUUGCUUCCAACAAUAUCGUCACCAUACACAAAGAGCAGAAUGUGUUUGACUCCAAGAAGAAGAUAAAAGUUGCAACAGCGGAUGGGUUACAUCAGAAACUGACAACAGAGCAGAGGAAAUUGAUCGCAAUUAACCAAGCCCUACUGCUGAUGUACACAAACCAGGGAGACCAGUGUAGGAAAACAGUGCGCAGUCUGCAGGAUAAGUACCCAGAGAGUGACUCACCUUACCUCAUCCUAGCAUCACACUAUGCUAAAGAGAAACAGAUCAACAAGGCUUUGGCCAGCCUUCAGGAGUGUGCUGAGAAAUAUCCAGAUAGUUCACUGAACACCAAACUGAUCCUAGCCCAGUUGAAUCUCAGCCAGGGUAACAUCUAUCAGGCAUGUGAUGUCCUGAAGUCUCUUGGUGAUGAUACAUACAAACCAGGAGUGGUGUCCACCCUAGUAGCUCUGUACAGUAGUGAGGAGAACCACCAGUCAGCUCUUGAGGUGCUACAAAAGGCUGUAGCCUGGUAUGGUGUCAACUCACCCAAAUCACCAGAAUAUAUCGCCAUUAUGAGGGCCACUGCAAACUUUGAAAUGAGAUACGGAGAGCCACAGUCUGCCACUAAAGUCUUGGAGGAACUUAGGAAAAAUGAUCCUAAGGACUUGAAGACAUUGGCCCAGUUGAUAUCUGCCUACUCCAAGUUUGACCAGUCCAAAGCUCAAGCUCUUAGUAAACAUCUGCCAUCUCCCAAGGCUGUUGCCUCUGAUGUGGAUGUAGAAGCCCUGGAGGCCUCAGUUAGUGCAUUAGGACCACGUUAUAUGAAAAAAGCCACCAUGCAGACUUCUCCAAGGCCAGGAUCAGCUGGAAAUGAUCUUGUUCAAAAGAAAAAGAAGAAAAAGAAAGGUAAACUACCCAAGAAUCUUGACGAUCCAAUUGAUCCGGAACGCUGGCUGAAGAGACAGGAGAGGUCAUAUUACAGAGGCAGGAGGAAGGACAAGACAAAAAAUAUAGGUAAGGGACCACAAGGUGCUACAACAUCGGCAGGGGACCUAGAUCAGAGUAGAACAGCUCAACAGACUGCUACAGAGGCAGGCUCCCCUAAGCCAGGCAGCCAACCCACCCCAUCACCUGCUGCAGCUCCAGUGGGACCCCGUCAACAGAAACCUGGGGGUGGCGGACAAAAGAAGAAAAAGAAGAAGGGGAAGGGAGGAUGGUAGAUUACUAACUAAUUUAAGAGAAAACUGGACAUUUUUGUUGAUUACUUUAUACAUGAAUUUUGAAAAUUUGCAAUUAUAUGUUGCUUAUAUUUUAGUCAAGACUAGACUUUCAAUCCAAGGUGUCUCUGAUAUGUUUCAGAGACAUUUAUUCUCUGGAAGUAUAAAUUUGAUUUUUCAAUUGACUCUCACCAGUCUGGACACGGAUUUGAAAGUUGUCUUGUGUCUUAUUUUUCCAUUUACUUGACUUUAAAAUAGGCGACAUUGCCUAGAUGACGUUACAUCAACCUCUGUACAGGAGAAAUGAGUAUACAGGUUUGGAAGUAAGACUUAAACCCUGUCAAUGUCAUAGCCUUGAAACUCAAAGAUACAUAAACAACUUUUUGAAAGGGAACAGACUGGUAAGAAUUAAGAACAUUGAAAGUUGUUGAUUACAUUUAUUAUGGUGCAAUUGAAAUAUUAAAUGUACUAUUAAAAAAAAUAAACAUAAAUAUAUGAUAUAUUU